Molecule: messenger RNA, 333 nt
Organism: Ustilaginoidea virens
Lineage: Eukaryota; Fungi; Ascomycota; Sordariomycetes; Hypocreales; Clavicipitaceae
Exons: 2
Coding region: 1-333 (110 amino acids)
Source: RefSeq, a predicted model, not a curated record
AUGAAAAUCCACGAUCAGUUGAGAAACGAAGAGGCGCGGCACGCCGCUUGGGAGGCUGGGAAAGGAGCCCUUGUUGGUGCCGCCAAAUGGGGAGCAGGAACAGCUGUGCUGGGUGCCAUUGGCUACGCGUGCUCACCGAUUUAUCGUGGGACAACGGUUCAAUUCAAAGUAUAUCUCCAGAUGUCUGGUAUGGUGCUGGGGGGCAUGAUCGAAGCCGAUUGGCGGCUGAGGCAGUACGAAUGCCAGAUGCGGAUGCAACGGAGAUGGAUGAGAGAAAGGGCAAAGUGGGAGAGGUUUGAGGAAGAGUUUGGAAAGAAUGAGGGCGGAAAGUGA